This is a messenger RNA of Colletotrichum costaricense, 417 nucleotides long. RefSeq lists its product as uncharacterized. Bases 1 to 417 code for a protein of 138 amino acids. The transcript is spliced from 2 exons. The record is from RefSeq and is a predicted model, not a curated record. Lineage: Eukaryota; Fungi; Ascomycota; Sordariomycetes; Glomerellales; Glomerellaceae.
AUGCACAGGCUGGGCGGCGUGGCACCGGCACCGAUAUUGCCAAAAAGACACGCGCAGGCUUCGCAGGCUGGCGGCAGCACCGCUGGGCAGUGUGCGCUGGAGCGCUGGGCGCUGGGCAGAGUCUCCAGGUCGUCUCCAGGUCCUAGGUCCAGCCCACCUUCGCCGAUACGUACCUUUUCUCCCUCCUUGCUGUCCCCCCGUCUUCCCCGUCCGUCACCAUUUCUCUCCCGUCGCCUCUCCCAAUUCCCGCUGGUCACUGGAUCGAAGUCUUCGCCGUCGUGUAAUUGUCCCGUCUUUUCUCGUCCCUUUCUCGGCUUCUACUCCUUGUUCUGCCGCAGAUGUUGCCCAGAGCCUCGAAGGCCCGUCCACUUUUUUUUUGUGCAGAAUUCGAGAUGCCGUAUUCAUCAGGUACCUUGA